Molecule: messenger RNA, 650 nt
Organism: Perca flavescens (yellow perch)
Lineage: Eukaryota; Metazoa; Chordata; Actinopteri; Perciformes; Percidae
Gene: tomm20b
Product: translocase of outer mitochondrial membrane 20b
Exons: 5
Coding region: 139-579 (146 amino acids)
Biological process (GO): protein import into mitochondrial matrix; tRNA import into mitochondrion; protein targeting
Cellular component (GO): mitochondrial outer membrane translocase complex
Molecular function (GO): transmembrane protein transporter activity
Source: RefSeq, a predicted model, not a curated record
CUGUCAAACUGCGGGGUCCUUAAGGGUCCUUCCUGCCCUGAGCCGCUCCGCCAGUCUCCCGACGUAGACCGAUCACCGGAGAAAAAAAUCAGUAAAAUAACCCGAAAUCGUCCUCGAACCGACCGGGUACCGGGAGUCAUGAUGGGCGGGAAGACCAGCGCGCUAGCCGCGGGGGUGUGCGGCGCCCUGCUCGUCGGUUACUGCAUCUAUUUCGACAAGAAACGACGCAGUGACCCCAACUUCAAGAACAGGCUGCGAGAACGGAGGAGAAAGCAGAAGGUGGCCAAAGAGAGGGCAGGCAUGGCAAAGCUCCCGGACCUGAAGGACGCCGAGGCGGUCCAGAAGUUCUUCCUGGAGGAGAUCCAGCUCGGGGAGGAGCUGCUGGCUCAGGGAGACUACGAGAAAGGCGUGGACCACCUGACCAACGCCAUCGCGGUGUGCGGUCAGCCUCAGCAGCUGCUGCAGGUGCUGCAGCAGACUCUGCCUCCGCCCGUCUUCCAGAUGCUGCUCACCAAACUGCCCAGCAUCAGCCAGCGUAUCGUGAGUGCACAGAGUCUGAGCGAGGACGAUAUAGAAUGAGAGGAUCGAGAGGAAUCGACUCCUCUUUCUUCCUCCUUCCCUCGUGUCUCCAUGACGACCUGCAAAAAAAA